UUCCAUCUCUUCUGCUUUUCAGGGAUCCCGUUGGACAUUCCAGGCCACACGCAUGAACGGUGAAAUUGGCGGCUUUACAAUUAAACCAAAUCAAAUGCAGGUCGUAAACCCUGUCCUGAUUUUGAUCCUGAUCCCCAUAUUCGAUUCGUUCAUAUAUCCUAUACUCGGCAAGUGUAACCUACUGAAGAGACAACUACCUAGGAUGUUUGUCGGAGGUCUUUCAGCUGGCAUUGCCUUUGUGGUGUCGGGUAUGUUGGAACUUAAGCUUGAGAGCACGUAUCCAGUUCCUGUUGGACAAGGUGAAGCUAGACUGUCAUUCAUUAACAUCUUGCCUUGUGGUGUUACCUUCUCACCUGAAUGGGAUGAAAGUGUGACCCUAACUAGCAUGGAGCAGAAGAAAUAUGAAAGCGUGCCUCUGGAUAGACCAGGCAGUAUUCUGAAUGAUCUUCAUGUCAGUAUUUCAUUUGACAAUACAGCCUGUGGAGAAGUGACCGAAUACAACGAAGGUCCUAUGACCGUUCAAGUUGUGGACAAAACGGCAUUUACUGCAAUGAUAACAGCGAGUGACCACAAAGCAAUGAUCGUCAAUGUGAACCCACCGGAUGAAUAUGAGAAACCGACAGCAGGAAACCCUAGCGUUAGAAUGCUGUUCAACCUGGACCCCAGCAUACCCUUCAAUUCUUCCGUACUCUUGAAGUUGCCGGAGGAUUCACUGUCUUACAACUUCUACAUCUCUAAUUCUGAUGAAGGUCAUAUAUCAGGCACCAAGUUUCAAACUAUUGAGCCUGGAACGUAUAAUGUGUUCUUGCCAACUACCAAACUUGGUGAGCAUGAAAAAGAGCCUAUUGGUGAAAUUACUGUUAAAUUUGGUGGCGUCUACAAUUUCUUGGUUGAGAAGCCCUUAGUAAAAGGUGGAAAUGCUAAUGUGACAGUAUACCAAAUAACUGAAGAGAAUUCAGUCCAUAUGCUUUGGCUGAUCCCACAGUAUUUGAUCAUCACGAUAUCGGAGGUCAUGUUCUCCAUUACUGGUUUGGAGUUUUCCUUUACGCAGGCACCUGCUACAAUGAAGUCUGUCCUCCAAGCUGCUUGGCUUUUAACUACAGCCUUUGGGAACUUGAUUGUUGUGGUUGUUGCAGAGGCCAAGUUUGUUAAGAGACAGUCUAUGGAGUUCUUCCUGUUUGCUGGACUGAUGUUUGUCGACAUGGUCAUUUUUGCUGCCUUGGCCUUUAAUUAUAAGUAUGUGGACGAAGUGAAAGAAGAGCACACGAACACCAACACGAGAGGAGACGACGACAGACCUCCCGUUGCUGCCGCUGGCAAAGAAAAUGAUGGAUUCUGUGAUGAUGAAACCAAGUUGUAACAUCCACAUUAGUUUAUGUGAAAUUCAGGGUUGCAAGUCAAUUUAUUACACUUAUUCUCACUUGAUUUCUACAAUUAUGAUUGUGAUAAUCGUUUCCCAGAUUAGUUGUGUUAACAAAAAUCUACUGUUGUUUUGCUAUUAAGAAUUUUUUGUUUUAUGAAAAUCUUUUACUACAUCACGUAUUCAGAAUCCUAUUACAGAACUAUCCACGUUUACAGAGAAUACAUA
Messenger RNA from Macrobrachium nipponense, 1588 nucleotides. Its product is annotated as solute carrier family 15 member 1-like. NCBI's taxonomy places the organism in Eukaryota, Metazoa, Arthropoda, Malacostraca, Decapoda, Palaemonidae. The transcript has 10 exons. The record is from RefSeq and is a predicted model, not a curated record. Bases 53 to 1360 code for a protein of 435 amino acids. Gene Ontology annotation, molecular function: dipeptide transmembrane transporter activity. Gene Ontology annotation, biological process: dipeptide import across plasma membrane. Gene Ontology annotation, cellular component: plasma membrane.